GCUCUCAUCAAGGUUUCGGAAGAAGAGAAGAACAAGCUCAUCAAGGAAUCGGAGGAGAUGAUGGCUGAGGUUCGAGUUCUGGAAAAGAAGACCUGGCAAGAUCUUCCGCGGAAAGAUCAUUCAAAUCGACCCGAGUCGAUUUGCAUGCUAUGGUGAAGUUGCUGUGCUUGAUGACAACACCAUUGAGAUCACCGAGUUGCCAAUCAAACAGUGGACUCAAGAUUACAAAGAGAAGGUUUUGGAGGGAUUGAUGGAGAGCUCGGACGAGAAGAAAUCGCCUGUUAUCGCCGACUACCC
Molecule: messenger RNA, 297 nt
Organism: Caenorhabditis elegans
Lineage: Eukaryota; Metazoa; Nematoda; Chromadorea; Rhabditida; Rhabditidae
Source: the annotation of a RefSeq genome assembly